AAACCCACCACUCCCAUUCAUCUCCACCCUCUCUCCUCGCCCCUCGCUCUCCCCCUCUCUCUCCCCCCCUCUCUCUCUCCUUUCUGUCGAGCACUGGAGACUCAAAAAACAACAUAGGAGACUUGAGUUUGUUCGGUCAAGAGGAUUAUUCAACCUUAACCGUUCUCGACUUAAACACUUGAGUAUUUGGAUAACCUGCUACCGUGAAAGUUAUUUCCAUGAGAUUGCGGUCACCCGGGCGCAAUAGUUCCUGAUCUCGGAGGGAGGAAGCGGAGAAGGAAAAGAUGGCCAUCCACGUCGAAGGCAUCGUGGCAAUCGUGAUCUUCUACCUCCUGAUUCUCGGUGUGGGGAUCUGGGCCGCGUGGAAGAACAAGAACUCCGGUGUUGGCGACGGCGCGGACCAGAGCGAGCGCAUCAUGGUCGGAGGAAGGGACAUCGGAUUGUUCGUUGGCGGAUUCACAAUGACCGCCACCUGGGUUGGUGGGGGCUACAUUAAUGGGACAGCAGAGUAUGUCUACCUGCCAAAUUACGGCCUUGCUUGGGCACAGGCACCCUUUGGAUAUGCUCUCAGCCUGGUAGUAGGUGGACUUUUCUUUGCGAAGCCCAUGCGUUCCCGUGGAUACGUCACCAUGCUGGAUCCCUUCCAGCAGCUGUACGGAAAGAGGAUGGGAGGCCUGCUCUUCAUCCCUGCACUCAUGGGGGAAAUCUUCUGGUCCGCAGCCAUUUUAUCCGCCCUGGGUGCAACUCUGAGUGUGAUUGUGGACAUAAACAUCAAUAUUUCGGUGGUGAUCUCAGCCCUGAUAGCCAUCUUUUACACACUUGUUGGAGGACUCUACUCUGUGGCGUACACAGACGUGGUCCAGCUCUUCUGUAUCUUUGUGGGCUUGUGGAUCAGCGUGCCUUUUGCCCUGUCCAAUCCCGCCGUGUCAGAUAUCAGCGUUACAGCCAAGGAGGAAAUCUACCAGUCGCCCUGGCUGGGCAAGAUCGAUCCUAAAGACGCAUGGCUCUGGGCAGACAACUUCUUUUUGCUGAUGUUGGGGGGGAUUCCCUGGCAGGUCUAUUUUCAACGGGUUCUUUCUGCCUCUUCAGCUACCUACGCUCAGGUCCUUUCCUUCAUCGCUGCCUUCGGCUGCCUGGUCAUGGCCGUCCCCUCUGUCCUCAUAGGUGCUAUAGGGGCCUCCACCGACUGGAACCAGACUUCUUAUGGGUAUCUCGCUCCAAAGGAUAAGGAUCAGUCAGACAUGAUCCUCCCCAUAGUGCUUCAGCACCUCUGCCCGUCCUACGUCUCCUUCUUUGGCCUGGGCGCCGUGUCGGCCGCUGUCAUGUCGUCGGCGGACUCCUCCAUUCUCUCAGCCAGCUCCAUGUUUGCCAGGAACAUUUAUCAGCUCGCCUUUCGGCAGUCGGCUUCAGAUAGAGAGAUUGUUUGGGUGAUGCGCUGCACCAUCUUUGUAUUCGGAGCGCUUGCCACUGCCAUGGCGUUGCUGACAGAAUCCGUGUACGGCCUGUGGUACCUGAGCUCCGACUUGGUCUACGUCAUCAUCUUCCCCCAGCUUCUCAGCGUGUUGUUCGUCAAGGGCACCAACACCUACGGCUCCGUGGCUGGCUACGUCUUUGGUCUUUUGUUGCGCAUCGGUGGAGGGGAGCCCUACCUCAAACUCCCACCCUUCAUCUACUACCCCGGUUGGGUGAACCAGGAGAGGAUCCACCACGUCACUGGGGAGGUGGAGCACUUUGUCCAGCAGAGGUUCCCGUUCAAGUCCAUGUCCAUGCUGGCGUCGUUCUCGGCAAACGUGGCCUUUUCUUACCUGACAAAGUACCUGUUUGAAAGCGGCACCUUUUCGCACAAGUACGACUUCCUGGACGCCGUGGUGUCCAAGCACAGCAAGGAGAUCAUGGACAAAGCCACGCUGGUGAGCAACCAAGACAACAUUAUUCUUUCAGAGAUGGCGCCGGUCAAGCAGGUGGUGGGCGCGUCAAUUGCCGGGACGUUCAUCAACGCCGAGGUCCUCAGCGACGACGGGGCGUCCAGUCCGGAGGCUUUUGUCGAUGACAACUAGGCGACAAAGGCAGUACGGAUGCUACAAACAAGGGAUUUAAAGAAGAAGGAAUAAUCCAAGAGGCCUCCGGACUCUUCAGGAAACUUGCUACUGCCGCACUAAAAGCCAAAUCAACAGAAAUCUGCUUUGGCUUCCGAGUGACUCCACAAGUUUGUUUUAUGCUGAUUACACGAGGCCUCCUUCUUUUUUAACAUCCCUUGCCUAGAACCAGGAAGGUGACAAUUAGCCGUGUUGGGCAUAACACACUCAUUCUGUUUUUCUUUUUAAAGUUCAAUCCAAAACCACUGCAACCGUUUUAAUAUAAGUGCUCAAAGUGAUCGGAGGGACUUUCAGGGGGAAAUAAAGAGUUACUGCUUUUGGACAACGACGUCCACAAGGGUUUGAUGUGGGUAAUGAGAACAGUGCAAUAUCUAACCAAGGAAUUGUGUCCACGUCUAAAUAGCAGCUUGUGUGUGUGUGUGUGUGUGUGUGUGUGUGUUGCUCCAAAAAAGAUUGUGAUUUUUAAGUUUGCAUAGUCCAGAAUUUAUUAAUAGCAAUAAUAUUUGUAGGAUUAAUGUUAAAUGGAUAGAUACAUUGUACUGAAUAAGCAAGAUCCUGUCUUUAUUGUUACCUCGACGAUCAAAAGUAUUUGUCAUUUUAUGUUUCAUGUUCACCGUGCACUUAAUUCUCCUGGAAACCUCACUAAUUCCAGACAAAAUGAGUGUUGAUUUAAGAAGUACAUGCCAACGUGGUUUCACCAAACUCACCAGACAUGGUUGACGUUGGAUGAUUCUGCAUUCACCCUCAGUUUGAACGUUCACUGUCAAGAUGGUUGAAAUUGAUAAAAUAUCCCACGGUUGGAGCUACGAGGGGAUUGAGGCCAAAUCAAGGUCCACAUUAGGAAUGUAGGUCUUAUAUUCACUCCAUUACGCUGAUGUUUGCGUUUGCACACAUACAAUACAAACCUGGAUUGUUUUUCCUCGCUACGUUUGGCUUCCAUUUGUCUUGUAUGUUUGUCUAAUAUUUGACUUUGUGAAACUCCCAUUUGCGUUGCUCAUCUGUGAAUCAACGUGCAUUUAUAACUGCAUUAUUAAUAACAUUAAUAUCAAGUAAAGCACAUAUAAGGUUUUUAAAACGCGAUGAAUAUAUAUGUAUGUAUCUAUUUAAUUAAUGGAACCCAAUGGCAGCCUGCACAAGAAUUCAGAACUCUAAAAAACUAAGAUUGAAAAAUGAUUGGAAUUAACCAACAGUCUAUUUCACUGAUAUAUAAAACGGUCACUAAGACGCUGUUUUGAAACAUUACACGCGUGUGUGUAUGUGUGUGUGUCGGUGUGUGUGUGUGUGUGUGUGUGUGUGCCGGUGCCUACCAUUUGCUCAUCCUAAACCUGUAUUGACUGGCCAGCCUCAGCGGGUUAGCGGAGACAGGAAGUUAUUGUUCCUCCCGAGUUGGUGUCAGUGUGGCAGCGGUCUUUAUCGAUCCAAUUCCCAGUCGAUUAUCCCUCAGGACAUUUGAUUAAUACCUCUAAGAGGUUUGAAACUGCGGUUUAUGAGGGUUUGUUUGACGGUGUGUCGUUUAAGAAGAUGAAAUUUGAAAGUCUGUUACUGAUUGAGCACCAUCAUUCAAAAAGUCACUCACAUUCUCCCACUUCUGGCUGUUUCAAAAUACCCGGCGGACCGCUGCUCUGCAAAGACCUAUUUUUGUGUUGCUGUCCAGUUGACUUCUCUAUUUUUAUCACCUUGUUUUAAGACCAAAACUAAAUAGUGUCUGUCUCACUAUUCUCUGACCACCUGACCCCAUGUAUGGCAGGCAACUGCAAGCCCGUUCAUAACAGCGUAAGAAGACAGAUCUUUUAUAAAUAUGAAUAUAAAGUGUCUUUUUUUUUUAACUGUGUUAACUUUUCCUAACAUAAAAGGGCACUGCAGAAGUACAUGUUGCAAAUGAAGCAUCCUAUUGGGUAUUCAAAGGAGCAAGACAUUGUGGAAGUGACCCAAUGUCCUUUAAGGUGGCAAGACGGCCUUAGUCUUUGGAGAGAAGUGGACUUGAUCCCUGCAUUCAGCCAUAUCCCCUGAGGAAGCGACACCGAAUCCCAGCCUGAUCCCGUCUCAUCUCUAAAACAUAAAUAACAGCUAUGGGGUUCACGAUCUGCAACCAAGACGACGUCAGCUUGAACCUGGUGUGAGCCUGUGAAUGUGAACCCCUCCUCAUCAGAUAAGCUUCACAACGUGUGAAAGCACAGAGAAGAAUCUACAUCAGAUGUUGAACUGGCACAUUCAUUUGUGUCUACAUGUUGUAUAUUGCAAUGAUGCUGUAUUUUUGUGUGAUAAAUGUACAUACCAAAAAAGCAUAGAAACAAAUGAGUCUACUUUUAAAUGCAGCAUUAAAAAUGAUGUUUGUUGAAAGUGAACUUACAGCUAUUUAUUUAUUCAUUCAGUGUCUAUAAGAGUACAGUUGUAAACAAAUGUAAGGUCAGUUGAAUAAAUUAUAUUAUUUAGCA
Molecule: messenger RNA, 4531 nt
Organism: Gasterosteus aculeatus aculeatus (three-spined stickleback)
Lineage: Eukaryota; Metazoa; Chordata; Actinopteri; Perciformes; Gasterosteidae
Product: high-affinity choline transporter 1
Biological process (GO): neuromuscular synaptic transmission; transmembrane transport; choline transport
Cellular component (GO): dendrite; perikaryon; synapse
Molecular function (GO): choline:sodium symporter activity
Source: RefSeq, a predicted model, not a curated record